This is a messenger RNA of Emiliania huxleyi CCMP1516, 1641 nucleotides long. RefSeq lists its product as hypothetical. Gene Ontology annotation, biological process: replication fork processing; DNA repair. The record is from RefSeq and is a predicted model, not a curated record. Gene Ontology annotation, molecular function: ATP binding; iron-sulfur cluster binding; ATP-dependent chromatin remodeler activity. The transcript is spliced from 5 exons. Lineage: Eukaryota; Haptophyta; Isochrysidales; Noelaerhabdaceae. The coding region runs from base 1 to 1641 and encodes 546 amino acids. Gene Ontology annotation, cellular component: nuclear replication fork.
AUGGCGUCUCGGCACUACAGCGCGGCCGAGAUCGAGGAGAAGCGGCGCAUCGCGUUGAGCCGCCGGGCGGCGCUGCUGGUCGAGAGCGGCAAGGAUUCGCUCUCGGGCGGGUGCGGUGUGGUGGUCAUCUCGUACGACCUCGCGGUCCGGCGCGCGGCGGAGCUGCGCGCGGCCGGCUUCGGCGUGGCGAUCGCAGACGAGAGCCACGCGCUCAAGGAGCCCGAGUCGCAGCGCUCGAAGGCGCUGCUGCCGCUGCUGGGAGGCGUGCGCAGGCUCGUCCUCGUCUCGGGCACGCCGUCGCCCUCCCGGCCGGCGGAGAUCUUCACUCAGGCGAAGCUGCUGCGGCCCGGGAUCUUCGGCCGCCGGCAGGACUUCGAGCGGCGGUACGCCGCCGCACACCAGGGGCGGUUCGGCUGGGACGCUAAGGGCGCGAGCCAUGUGAAGGAGCUCCACGCCGUGCUGACGCACGCGCUGAUGGUGCGACGCACAAAGGCGGAGGUGCAGUCGCAGCUGCCGCCAAAGGUGCGAGAGGUGCUGCUGAUCGAUGCGCCCGAGGCUGCGCGCGCGUGGGCUCGAGUCGAGGCGGAGCGAGCGGCGGGCCCGGCCAAGGAGCACUCGGCGGAGAUGACGCUCGCCUACAUGGAGACGGGGCGCGCGAAGGCGGCGGCGGUGGCGGACCACGUCGCGAGGCUGCUUGCCGCGCCGGGGCGGCGCAAGCUGCUGCUCUUUGGCCACCACAAGGCGGUGCUCGACUUGUGGGAGGAGCGGCUGCGCGGCGUGUGCAGCCACGUGCGGAUCGACGGCGAGGUGCCGCACGAGGCGCGCGACUACCGCGUGGCGACCUUCCAAGGCGACCCGGCCGUACGGCUGGCGAUCCUCUCGAUCCGGGUGGCCUCGCAUGGCUUCACGCUCACCGCGGCCAGCGUCGUGGUCUUCGGAGAGCUGGCGUGGAACGCGUCCGACCUCGCGCAGGCGGAGGACCGCGCUCACCGCAUCUCGCAGCUCGCGGAGCGCGUGCAAGUCUUCUACUGCAUCGCGCGCGGCUCCGUCGAUGAGGUGAUGUGGCGCCUCGUCGAGAAGAAGUUGCAGGUCACCUCGUCGCUGAUGUCCGGCGGCCGCGCCGCCGGGUUCGGCUCCGGUGCCUCUGGCCCCGCCGCCGCAGGCUUGCGUGGGGCGGCGCUCUCUGGCCCCGCCGCGGCGGCGGCAGCCAGCGGCGCAAAGCCUUCGUCGCCAGACAUCCGCUCCUUCCUGCGGCCAGGGGCAGCGCACGCGCCUCUGAAGAUCGAGGCGCGUGGCUCAAAGCCGGCGCUGCGCGGGGUUUCGUGCCCAUCCGACAUGGUCUACUUUUCCAUUUUUUGGAUGCCGUGGUCGUGGGGGUCACUCACGACCCGCCGACGAGGGGGCCCGACCCCCUCAGAGGCGGCGGGCGGGCGCCCACUGACCCAGAAAUCAAAAAAACUCGGCCCAACCCCGGGUCACGGGCGAACACAAGACGAUUCGGUGCCUGUGGCCCGCAACUUGGCCAUCUAUGACGGCCCGGAGCAGCGGUUCUGCCCGGCUGGCGUGUACGAGUACUUGCAGCCUGACGAGCCCGAUGGCGAGCCGCGGCUACAGAUCAACGCGCAGAACUGCACCCACUGA